ACGUUUUUUAAUUUUGAUUACAUCUUUCAAAAGUUCGGUGUCGGUUCCCUCUUGUUGAACCAAUUCAUAUUUUCAAUUUGUUGUGUCGUCACAUAACAAUUAUGUGGUUUAAUGGGAUCGCUGCAAUGAGUGGGCAUUGAUAACGUGUCGUGUACAACUAAGCUGUAGUCAUCGUACUAUUACACACGUACUGGUUCUUAUUACUUCUUAUCGUGUCUUAUACUGUAAUUGUUUCUAUUUUUAAUUUCUUAUUGAACCAUGGAAUUACAGUGCAAGGUACAAAAUUAUGAGUGGGGGAAGUUAGGACUGGAGAGUACUGUGGCAAGAUUGCUGUCUACAGCCCACCCAGACAUUGUUAUUGAUCAAUCAAAGCCUUAUGCAGAGUUAUGGAUGGGAACUCACCCAAAUGGACCAUCAGUCAUCAUUGGUAGAGAUGUCUUACUCUCUGAUUAUAUCAAAGACAAUGUAGAUGCCAUUGGACCUGAUGUGAGAAAAAAGUUCGGAGUAUCUGUACCUUUUUUGUUCAAAAUACUGUCCAUAAGAAAAGCCCUUUCUGUACAGGCCCACCCGAAGAAGGACCAUGCCGAAGAACUCCACAAGAACUUCCCGGAUAUGUACAAGGAUCCUAACCACAAGCCAGAACUUGCCAUAGCGCUGACACCAUUUGAGGCCCUCUGUGGCUUUAGACCACUCAAUGAAAUCCAGUACUUCCUUAAAAAAUUACCAGAGAUUGCCAACAUGCUAUCGAAGGAAAGUGUGGACAAUCUGCUAGGACAUCAGGAACAAGGAGACAGUCAGGCAUUUCUAAAACCAGUGUUCCAUUCUUUGAUGACCAGUGACAAAACUGUUGUAGCUAACACCUUGAACAAUUUGCUGGAUAGAUUGAGCAAGGAAGAUGAAAGAACACAGACGAAUCUUCUCUACACAUUGGUGCAACGGCUACACACUGACUUCCCUGGUGACGUGGGAUGUUUCUCACCGUACUUCAUGAACUAUAUGGUGCUGAGACCUGGACAAGCCAUCUUCCUCAAGCCUAACUUGCCACACGCCUAUUUGAGUGGAGAUUGCAUCGAGUGCAUGGCUUGUUCAGACAACGUGGUGCGUGCAGGGCUGACUCCCAAACACAUCGACGUGCCAACCCUAGUCGAUAUGUUAGACUAUAGCAGCUAUGCACAGGAACAAUUGCUGUUUAACCCUCAGCUUGAAGACGGAAACUCUUGCAUAUGGAGACCGCCUGUACCUGAUUUUGCCGUCGUCAAAAUAAGGGUGGAAAGCGGUGACUGCUACAACACUCAGAACCGAUCGAGUCCAAGCUUGAUCAUCGUCAUUUCAGGUGAGGGCGAGGUGUGUGACACUGAGCCGAUACCAGCCAAGCCUGGAGUCGUCAUCUUCCUGAAGGCCAGUCGCCAACUAACCCUCACUCCAGUGGAAGACAGCCACCUUGAAGUCUACCAGGCAAUCUGCAAUGUCUGAUAGUUUUAAGUAUAAUGUGAAUAUUAUUAAUUAUUAUGUAUAUGUGAUUCCUGAGGCUAUUUUUACUCAUAUUCAGUUUAAAUUUUGAAGACUGCAAGCAAAAAGAAUGGCAAAAAGCAAAAAGACUUCUUUUAAGUUCUUUUUUAUUAAACUGAGAAGAUUUUUGACAUGAAAAGGGUGGUAUUUUUUUAUUAAAAACGGAUUUUUUUAUCAAACAAUUUGUGUUGAACUAUUUAAUUCAGGUUUAUGUGAGUUAUCCACGAUGAAGGUAUACAUUCGGAAGGGACUUAAAACAGCCGUGAAUGUCAGAAGUUGUCACUUGGUCACAUCACAGUUUUAUCGAGUUGAUUGUUUUUCCUAUAGAGAUUUGUAUUUGAUAUUUAGCCGACUAAACAACAGUGUUUACAAUUACAGAAUUGUAUAAAUAAAGGCUAAACCUAAAAUAAGUAAUAAUUUUCAUCACAAAGAAUAAUAUUUCUAUGACAUAAUAUUAAAUAAUCUUUAUACGUUUUCGAAUAAUAUAUUUUAUAUCUUAGUUACAUAGGCUAUGACAUGUUACGAAUUAUUUGAACAUUUUACAGGAAAUUAUUAUAAUCAAUUAUUUAAUGAAUAAAUUGAGGCGUG
Messenger RNA from Spodoptera litura, 2097 nucleotides. RefSeq names its product mannose phosphate isomerase (gene Mpi). Gene Ontology annotation, biological process: carbohydrate metabolic process; GDP-mannose biosynthetic process. Gene Ontology annotation, molecular function: zinc ion binding; mannose-6-phosphate isomerase activity. NCBI's taxonomy places the organism in Eukaryota, Metazoa, Arthropoda, Insecta, Lepidoptera, Noctuidae. The record is from RefSeq and is a predicted model, not a curated record. Gene Ontology annotation, cellular component: cytosol.